This is a messenger RNA of Sclerotinia trifoliorum, 2394 nucleotides long. The record is from the annotation of a GenBank genome assembly. NCBI's taxonomy places the organism in Eukaryota, Fungi, Ascomycota, Leotiomycetes, Helotiales, Sclerotiniaceae.
CAUUAUUCCCCGCCUAGUCUUGCAAUUACCCAUAUCAUUUACGAAGCACAAGUGGCGGAUAGAUGAUGCAUGUGUGCAUGCCAUUAGUGUGGUAUACACCAGAACGGUAGGUGCGACGAUAGAUACUCAGGUUAGAUGGCCCAGUGUAUAAGUACUCGAUGUUACGCAAAGUUAAGGGAUUUCCCUAUCAUCCUCAAAACGUCUUUUGUUGUUCUUAUCCUGUGCUUUGCGCUCAUCUCGUAUUUCGAUAUCACACUCGGCGAGAGUGGAUCGAAUUCGACCCCGUCUUCUCUUCCUCUCUUUCCUCCUUUUACCUCUUGUGUUAUCGGGAGCAAUCCAAAUUUUGCAAAGGUAGUUCAGAAUUCCUUUCAGAAAUAAAAAUGGCUUUCGACGAUAAGGAGAAGUACACGGCUGAGGUGGCGCCGCCAUCUCUAACUACCGAUGGCGACAUCGAGGUCGGUCAGACGGGACAAUUGAAGAGACAAUUAAAGGGUAGACAUAUGCAAAUGAUCGCAAUUGGUGGUUCCAUCGGAGCUGGUCUAUUCGUCGGCUCGGGUUCUGCACUUCAUUCUGGUGGUCCGGCUUCAUUGGUUAUUGACUUUAUCAUUAUUGGUAUCAUGUUGUUGCUUACUGUUAAUGCUUUGGGAGAACUUGCUGGUAAGAUCAUCCCGUUCCUACUUUAUCCCUGCUAUUGUACCCAUGCAAAAGAGCUCAAGCUAAUGUUACGUGAUACAGCUCUCUACCCUGUUGAAGGCUCCUUUUACAAUUACUCUGUCCGCUUUAUCGAUCCAGGUUGGGGCUUUGCAAUGGGAUGGAACUAUGCUAUCAAUUGGCUCAUCGUUCUUCCCUUUGAGUUAACAGCUGCCGGUAUCACAAUUGGAUUUUGGACUGAUCCGGAUAAUUCUGGUAAUCCUUCAGUGAAUGUUGGAGUCUGGAUCACUAUUUUCCUCGUCAUGGUUACUGUUAUCAAUCUCUUCGGUGUCAAAGGAUACGGAGAAGUUGAAUUUGUUCUCGGUUUAAUCAAAGUUGUAGCUGUCAUUGGAUUCAUCAUUCUCGGUAUAAUCAUCGAUUGUGGUGGUGUCCCUACUGAUAGCCGUGGCUACAUUGGCGCCAAAUAUUGGUCAAACCCUGGCGCUUUCCGCAAUGGCUUCAAAGGUUUCUGUUCAGUCUUUGUGACAGCCUCCUUUGCAUUCGGUGGAACUGAACUUGUAGGAUUAGCUGCAGCGGAAGCCGACAACCCGAGGAAAUCAAUUCCUAAGGCCACCAAGCAAGUCUUCUGGCGUAUCUCCCUCUUCUACGUCAUUUCGCUCUUCCUCCUCGGCCUCAUCGUUCCCUCCAACAACGAUAUUCUAUCAAAAGCUUCCGGAGGUCACACAUCCUAUUCCCCUUUCGUCCUCUCCUUCCGUCUCGCAGGAAUCAAAGUCCUCCCCUCUAUCUUCAACGCCGUCAUCACUCUCUCCGUCAUCUCAGUCGCUAACUCCUGUACUUUCGCCUCGACACGUACCAUCCAAGCUCUUUGCACCAAAGGCAUGGGUCCAUCCUGGGGUGCAAAGGUCGAUAAAAGUGGCCGCCCAUACAUUGCGAUUGUCGUUGCCCUUGCUUUCGGCUUCCUCGCCUACAUAAAUCUCGCUCCUCAAGGCUCCAUUAUCUUCACAUGGCUCCUUUCUCUCUCCGGUCUCUCCAAUUUCUUCACCUGGGGCUCUAUCUGCUUUGCUCAUAUCCGUUUCCGCAAAGUAUGGGCCAUGAAUGGUCGCACCAAAGACGAUCUCCCCUUCGCAGCUAUGUUCGGAACAAUCGGAUCAUGGAUUGGUCUUCUUCUUGUCUGCCUUUGUCUCGUUGCCCAAUUCUACGUCGCCCUCUUUCCCAUUGGUGGAAAACCAGAGGCGCAAGCUUUCUUUGAAGCUUAUCUAGCUGCUCCAAUUGUUAUCUUCUUCUUCAUUGGAUAUAAAUUGUAUUAUAAGCAAUGGUCUAUUGGUGUAAAUCUCGAUCAAAUCAAUGUUGAUGAGGGCAGACGUGAAAUUGACUUGGUGGCAUUUAGAGAGGAGCUAGAUGAGGAGAGAAGAGUUAAGGCUGCUUGGCCUUGGUGGAAAAGACAGUGGGAUUUCUGGAUGUAGAUUUCCUGCUAUGGUAUGGAGUUGGUGCGUUUGGUUCGGUGGAAUAUUUGGAUACUAUAUUAUCUAUUUUGGUAUUGGGUGUAAUGAGACGUUUCUUGGAUCUGGGGACUAGGGGAAAAGUACUAUAGGUUUUCAUGGAUUUCUGAUUCCCUUAAACAUACCCGACAUAAAGACUUUUGAUUGCGUUUAUAGUUUAUUAUUAUACCUUUUAUAAUAGUUGUACUAAUAAAAAAAUAUACCUAUACAUCAAUAUAAUGAUAACCAAAUACAAUCCAAAUCU